This is a messenger RNA of Rattus rattus (black rat), 770 nucleotides long. RefSeq names its product nuclear transport factor 2 like export factor 1 (gene Nxt1). Lineage: Eukaryota; Metazoa; Chordata; Mammalia; Rodentia; Muridae. Gene Ontology annotation, biological process: protein import into nucleus. Gene Ontology annotation, cellular component: nuclear pore central transport channel. The coding region runs from base 81 to 503 and encodes 140 amino acids. The record is from RefSeq and is a predicted model, not a curated record. The transcript has a single exon.
CUUUACCUUUGCUGUCCUACAGUCGCUGGAUCCCUAAGGAGGCGGCAUUCUGGCAGAGGCCUCUGGCAGCAGACCCAGAGAUGGCAUCAGUAGAUUUCAAGACCUAUGUGGACCAGGCCUGCAGAGCUGCAGAGGAAUUUGUCAACGUCUACUACACUACUAUGGAUAAUCGGCGGCGGCUGCUGUCCCGCCUGUACAUGGGCACGGCCACUUUAGUAUGGAAUGGAAAUGCCGUUUCGGGACAAGAAUCCUUGAGUGAGUUUUUUGAGAUGUUGCCUUCCAGUGAGUUCCAAAUCAACGUGGUAGACUGCCAGCCUGUUCAUGAUGAAGCUACGCCAAGCCAGACCACGGUCCUUGUGGUCAUCUGUGGAACAGUGAAAUUUGAGGGCAACAAACAGCGGGACUUCAACCAGAACUUCAUCCUGACUGCUCAGGCGUCACCCAGUAACACAGUGUGGAAGAUAGCGAGUGACUGCUUCCGCUUCCAGGACUGGGCCAGCUAGUGGGGGUGACAAAGGAAGCUUGGCGUUAGCCAAGCUCUGCAGAGAAAUGCCAGUCUCAAAUCUCAGGACGUGGAGAACACUAGUUCAUUUUUGUUGUCACAGCAGCACUGCAAACUGGAUGUUUGACUCCUAGAAACCCCUUUCCUGGUUAUAUACUGGUUUGUCAUAGUUGCCUUUUAAAAGUAGUAAACUUUCUAUUUUUCUACUUAUUCAGUAGAGAACCUGUUUCUGGAAAUUGACAAAUAAAUAUGCUGCUUCUCUGCCUAA